CACAGUAAGUGUAUCCUGUUGCCAACCCAUUGCGCAGCUGCAAACAGUGUUAUUCCUAAAUCUGAGCUGGAAUGUCCUGCUGCCAUGAGCUCAUUACCCAAGGAGCAAGACAAUGGAACAGGCGUACAGUACAGCUUCCCGACUGCGAUGGAUUUGCGUUUGUGGAUUGGCCAUUUCGGUCUAUUCACUGUAUGUCAAAAUGAAACUGAAGGAGGAUAAGAACUAUAGGCCAAUGUGCGAUGUAAAUGAAAAUAUAAGCUGCUCGCUAGUUUUUAAAUCGGGCUAUGGUGAUGGCUUUGGUCUGGCUAACAUAACCCAAGUAAAUGCGCCCAACGGAGCCAUCGGUUGUGUAUUUUAUAUUCUGUACUUCCUGAGUACUUUCUUUAAUCAUCGUUGGCUGUGCGUGGUCCAAUUGAUCAUAUGCACUUUGACAUUACUUCUCUGCGUUUAUCUGGGUUUCCUGCUGCUUUUCGUUUUUUACGAUUGCUGUUUGGUGUGCGUGACCAUCUAUUUCAUACACACAUGGCUCUUUCAGGAAGUCCUUAGGCGAUAUAGACGGCUUUAUAUGUAAGAUUUGUUAACAACAAUGUUAAGACACGAUAAGCUGAAAUUAUGAAGAUAAAUCCCUGAGAUGAGCUACUAACCAGUGAGUUAUUUUAAACUGUCAACGUGCCAUGGCGAAUAUCUCAAUCUUCAUCAGUCGUUUUUUGACCCACACGUCUGGCUAAAAGCAGGAUGCUGAGCCGGCAUCUACCAUUCCAACUCCCAUGACCAAGCACGUAGUGGGGCAAUUAAUUCUGCACGUUCCCAUUUGCCGGCGAAGGCUGUGAUCUGUGAUCCAUAAUCCGCGAAUGGCGCUACUGCCAAGUGAAGUUAACCAAGCUAGCCAAGUUAAUACGGUGGGCG
Molecule: messenger RNA, 906 nt
Organism: Drosophila sechellia
Lineage: Eukaryota; Metazoa; Arthropoda; Insecta; Diptera; Drosophilidae
Gene: Vkor
Product: Vitamin-K epoxide reductase
Exons: 3
Coding region: 113-571 (152 amino acids)
Biological process (GO): vitamin K metabolic process; peptidyl-glutamic acid carboxylation
Molecular function (GO): vitamin-K-epoxide reductase (warfarin-sensitive) activity
Source: RefSeq, a predicted model, not a curated record